AUGGACAGUGGCACACGGCGUUCCAAGCGGCUCAAGGUGCUGCGGAGCCAGGAAGCGACAGGAUUGCAGCAGCUUGAGGGUGGUUUCUGGAGCUGUGCCCUACCCGAAGUGCUGCAGUUAGUGCUGGCCAUGGUGGAAGAGCACGAGGACACUGUAUUCCUCAAGCAUGCACGCCUUGUGAACCGGCAUUGGUUGUCAUGGGCAUCAAAUGCCACACAGCGACUGGAAAUUGAUUGUGGGACUUAUGAUUAUGUGGCAUGCAACAAACUUUUAAAGCGCUUCACAGGGGUAGAGGAUGUUGCUCUGCUUGGUGUUGAGGAUUAUGACCCGCUGGAGAUUCGCCGACUGCAUCAGGUGACACACCUGAAAGUUGAGUACUGUGAGCUUUUCAGGCCUUCCACUCCUCACUUGCCCUUGGUGCAAGUUGGUGACUUGACGACGCUUGUUUCUCUGGAACUACUUCCAGACUCGCAGGCAGACUACCCAAGGUCUCCUGUUAAGGAUGGAGAUUUGAAUGCGCUGGUGAAUUUGAAGCGUCUCACAAAAAUCAACUUGAGCCACAGCAGGGUUACUUGUAAAUGUGUGGGGGCAUUGGAAAAGCUGCCUUCUCUCACUGACGUCGACCUGAGUGGGUGUUCUGAAUUUGGAGAUCAUGGCAUGCAGCAGUUGGCAGGCCUGACCAGGAUUGCAGCAGUGCGCUUGCGUGGCUGCACACUUGGUGACAGAGGAGUGAAAGCACUGGGUUUAAUGCUGAAUUUGACUGUGCUGAACAUCGACCGUUGCAAAAAAGUCUCUAACGAGGGUGUAUGUCAGCUUGGGUCUCUGACGAAGCUCACUGAGCUGCACUUGCCCCCUCAUACAGUUGCCAGUGGCGUGCAGUGCCUGGGUGCUCUGACUGCAAUCUCAUCCCUCGUUCUGAACGACAUUGGGCCUACGUUGGCACACAGCAAUGGUGGCGGUGAUGAGGGAGUGAAAUUGUUGGCACAGUUUCCUGCAUUGUCCAGGCUUGUGUUGAAAAGCUGUAGCUACAUUUCAGACAAUGGUGCCGGGUUCCUUGGGACGCUAACAGGCCUAGUCGAGCUAGGUCUGCAUCACUGUGGUUGGAGUUCGAGGGACAUGGUGAGAAAUAGCGGCAUCGUUGCAUUGACAAACCUGACAGCCCUGGAGAGCCUAUCUCUGUCCCAGCUUCCUGACACAAGCAGGGAAGGCCUGCAGCCACUGGGGCGCCUCACAAAGCUCAGGGUUCUGAGGCUAGUUGGUCUGCCUCUUCUGUUUGACGACACUUUGGCUGCCUUGACGUCCUUAACGUUACUUGUGGAACUCAGCUUGCGGAAAUCUUGGAAAGUCACACUUGAGGGUGUGGACACUUUGGAGCACUUGACAUCCUUAACCAAGGUGGAUCUUGCGGGGUGCCACAGAGUCACGAAUGUGGCUUUGGAGUCGCUGGGCAGACUGCAUGCUCUCAUGGAGCUGGACCUGCAAUGCAACCCCAGGAUAACAAAUGCGGGGUUGAUGCACUUGGUGCCUUUGCGGUUUCUCAGACGCGUCAACUUGCACGGGCACAGAGGGGGGAGCAGAGGGGGGAAGAGGCAGUUCCUGGCCGUGAAGAGGAAAUGGGAAGAGAUGCAUGGCUGA
Ostreobium quekettii is the source of this 1635-nucleotide messenger RNA. NCBI's taxonomy places the organism in Eukaryota, Viridiplantae, Chlorophyta, Ulvophyceae, Bryopsidales, Ostreobiaceae. The record is from the annotation of a GenBank genome assembly.